AUGACUCUCCUCGACCGCUUUCGCCCCACCUCCUUCCCUCGGCGCUAUCCCCGAUGGAUGGUCGGCCGGCCGCUGCUCAUCGGCUCGUCCGCCCUCGCCUCUCUCGGGGACGCCAUGUUCGGCUACAGCCAAGGCGUCAUUGGCUCCCUCCAGGUCCAGCCACCGUUCAUCCGCCGCUUCUUCGGGAGCAACGUCACACUCGAGCAGAUCCAAGCCGGCAACAAUGGGGUCGAUCCCAUGGUCCAAGCGAUCACGGUCUCCUGCCUGAACAUCACGGCGUUCAUGUCCUCGCUCUUCGCCGCCUACCUCUGCGACGUUCUCGGCCGACGCAGCGCGAUCCGCAUUGGAGGCAUCAUCUACUUCGUCGCCGCCAUCUUCCAGGUCGUCGCCCCCACCCUCGCCUGGCUCAUCUUUGGCCGCUCCCUCCAGGGCGUCGGCGUCGGCAUCCUGUCCAUGACCGUGCCCAUCCUCCAGUGUGAGAUCGCGCCGGGCCACGCGCGCGGGAUGUUCAUCUCGAUCGAGUACAUCGCGCUCAACGCCGGCUACGCGCUCUCCACCUGGGUCGGUUUCGCGUUCUUCUUUUCGCUUCCCUCCGAGAUGGCCUGGCGCGGCCCGUACAUCAUCCAGGCCGUCUUCGCCCUCGUCCUCAUCCUCUGGUCCUUCAUCCUCCCGGAAACGCCGCGCUUUCUGAUCAAGAACGGCUUCUCGGACGAGGGCCUCCAGGUGCUCGCGGACCUGCACGCCGCGGGCGACGUCGACGCCCCGCACGUGCGCGCGACGCACGCGUCCAUCGUCGCUGCCACCAAGGCCGAGGCCGCCACUGGCGACGCGUCCUGGCGCGAGCUCUUCCGCGUCUACGGCGCGCGCACGCUCGUCGGCGUCUCCUGCCAGGUCUUCGCGCAGUGCAACGGCAUCAACGCGAUCCUCUACUUCCUCCCCGAGAACCUCGCCCGCGCGGGCUUCUCGAUCGAGCGCUCGCUCCUCUACGCCGCCGCCUCCGCGCUGCUCUUCUGCACGGGCACGAUCCCGACCAUGUUCGGCAUCGACCGGCUCGGGCGCCGCCCGUUCCUCGUCGUCGGCAGCGCCGGGCUCGCGGCCGGACUCGCGGUAGUCGGCGGGCUGCAGUACUACGUCGACGGGCUCCCGCUGGGCCCCGCGCGGCUCCCGGGCGCGAACGGGAUCUUCGCCGCCGUCUGCGUCUACCUCUGGUUCUACGCCGCGACCUGGGGCCCGGGCCCGUGGCUGCUCGGCGCGGAGAUCUUCCCGAUGCGCGCGCGCGCGAAGGGCAUGGCGCUCUCGAACACCGCGAACUGGUUGUGCAACUUCGGGGUCGCGUUCGCGACGCCGCCGCUGUUCGCCGCGCUCGGCGCCGGCUUCUACUUCGUCCUCGCCGGCGCGUGCGUCGUCUCCGGCGUCUUCGUCUUCUUCGUCUACCCCGAGACCGCGCACAAGACGCUCGAGGAGCUCGGGGAGGCGUUCGGCACGCGCGGGGCGGGGCGCGCGGGUGCAGCGGGCGGGGAAGGGAGCGGGGAGGAGGAGGGGAAGGAGCUCGUGCCGGUGCGGCGAGGGGUGUUGCUCGAGCGCAGGCCGACGCCGUAUGCGCCGCCGCCGUGCGGGGCGGCGUCGUUGAGGGUCCCGGCGAGCGAUGGGCGGAGCGAGUCGAGCAGUUCGGAUGGGUCGGACAAGGCGAUGCAGAUGAGUGUGUGCUUCGAGGAUUCGAAGGAGUAG
This is a messenger RNA of Epithele typhae, 1728 nucleotides long. Its product is annotated as general substrate transporter. Bases 1 to 1728 code for a protein of 575 amino acids. The transcript is spliced from 3 exons. Gene Ontology annotation, biological process: carbohydrate transport; transmembrane transport. NCBI's taxonomy places the organism in Eukaryota, Fungi, Basidiomycota, Agaricomycetes, Polyporales, Epitheliaceae. Gene Ontology annotation, cellular component: membrane. Gene Ontology annotation, molecular function: carbohydrate:proton symporter activity. The record is from RefSeq and is a predicted model, not a curated record.